Messenger RNA from Acanthopagrus latus (yellowfin seabream), 1244 nucleotides. It is a transcript of the gene clrn1, whose product is annotated as clarin 1. NCBI's taxonomy places the organism in Eukaryota, Metazoa, Chordata, Actinopteri, Spariformes, Sparidae. The record is from RefSeq and is a predicted model, not a curated record. Bases 160 to 861 code for a protein of 233 amino acids. Gene Ontology annotation, biological process: equilibrioception; sensory perception of sound. The transcript has 3 exons.
UGUGUGUAAUCUGAGCCCUGGUUGUCAUGGUGAUGUCGGGCUGUCAGUCACUCUGGGGGAGGAGGAGACUGUCUGUGUGUGUGAUGCCGGUGUGUGGUGCUGCUCCUCCAGCCCCUGCAGCCUGAUCCCCGGCCUCUCUCCUCCUCCUCCUCCUCCUCCAUGAUGCCGAACCGUCAGAAGCAGCUCCUCUUCUCUUUUUCCGGCCUCCUCGGCCUCUCCUGCGCCCUGACGGCCGCGGUGGCCGCGGGCCUACCCUUGUGGCUCCGCGGGUCCGUGUUGUGCCGGACCGGGGCCGAGCUGGUGAACGCGACCGGGCCAGAACUGGACAAGUUCCUGGGAGAGCUGAGCUACGGACUGUGGGCCGGCCAGAGAUUGAAGACCUGUGGGCUGGGAGGACGCGCGUCCCGCUUCACCUUCUUCCCAGACCUGCUGAGCACCAUCCCAGCAGGCCUCCACGUCACCAUCAUCUUCUUCUGUGGUGUUGUCAUCCUCUUCUCAUCCGUAGCCACCGGCUUCUUCUUCUUCAACGCCUUCGGCCGACCCUAUGAGACGCUGCAGGGCCCUUUGGGACUUUACCUGUGGACCUUCAUCAGCUGUGCGGGCAGCUGUCUGGUGAUGAUCCUGUUUGCGUCGGAGGUGAAGCUUCAUCACUUGUCCCAUCGGAUCGCCAACUUCAACGAGGUGAACUUUGUGUUUGUGACGUACAGCGAGCGUUACGACCGCUGCUUCUGGCUCUUCUUCCUCAUCUUUCUCCUCCACGGACUCAACCUUCUGCUCAUCAGACUGGCUGGAGUCCAGUUUCCUUUUCAAGACAGCAAAGAGACGGACCUGAGCGGGGGGGCUGCCGACCUCAUGUACUGACACACAUGUUGGUCUGAUGGGUCAGCACGGCGGCCAUUUUAAGAAACCCAUCACUUCCUGUCAGAGAGACGGAGAGAGACCGGAUGUGUUAGUGUGUCAACUACAGCUAACUCUGAUUAUAUAACAUUUUAUAGAUUCAUGUAUUAAAGUUCAGUUUAGAGUGAAACAUGUUCAGCACAACACAGAUUGGUUUAUUUUUCCCUUGAUGAUAAAAAUUUUGCAGAUUAUAAAGAGAAUAUAAAUAAUUAAUGUUUUAAAUUCUCUUGUUUGAUUCUUGUCACCUGCACGUCCUUGUCUGUCACAUAAACAUGUUUUCAACUGCUUUCAGUGGAACUGUGUGUGUGUGUGUGUGUGUGUGUGUGUGUGUGUGUGUGUGUGUGUGU